Molecule: messenger RNA, 2311 nt
Organism: Cryptomeria japonica (Japanese cedar)
Lineage: Eukaryota; Viridiplantae; Streptophyta; Pinopsida; Cupressales; Cupressaceae
Product: bifunctional dihydrofolate reductase-thymidylate synthase 1-like
Exons: 11
Coding region: 366-1967 (533 amino acids)
Biological process (GO): one-carbon metabolic process; tetrahydrofolate biosynthetic process; dTMP biosynthetic process
Cellular component (GO): mitochondrion; cytosol
Molecular function (GO): dihydrofolate reductase activity; thymidylate synthase activity
Source: RefSeq, a predicted model, not a curated record
AUUUUAAUGUGUUGUCGAACAUAUCUCCCGCCAUAGGAGCUCAAGAUACAAGAGCAAAGCCCCAAUGGCAUUUCUGCGUCGCAAACUCUUGCAAAAUGCAUAAAUUUCUCACCAUAUCAGGCCCUUGGGUCUUUUUCCGCCAAGCUGGAUUCACCUGCAAUUUAAUCCAGAAAACGAACGGUUCAAUUUGGUUCAGGAAGAAUCGUUUUCUCCCAAAUCCUCUACAAAAAGUCAAUUUUCUUUUCCAGAGAAUUACAAGAACUCAAUAUUGGCCAUUUCCCAGAUAACGCCAGAUAACGGCUUCACUUGUCCAGAAACAAUCACAACAAUUUUCUUACCCAUUCAUCUUUCCUUUCAUUUCAACCAUGGCAACUAUGGCGAAUAAUUUCAGCUCUAGCAUCCCACAAGGAGUUUCUGAUGUGCCCUCAGAGCCUAUGAGAACCUUCCAAGUGGUGGUAGCUGCAACAUCAGCAAUGGGCAUUGGAAAGGAUGGGAAGCUUCCAUGGAAACUACCUUCGGAUCUGAAGUUCUUCAAGGAAGUCACAUCUCACACUUCAGUUCCUUCAAAGAAGAAUGCCAUCAUAAUGGGACGCGGGACAUGGGAAAGUAUUCCAAACAAGAAUCAGCCUCUUCCAGGCCGCUUGAAUGUUGUGCUAAGUCGGUCAGGUAGCUUUGACAUUGCAACCAUGGAGAAUGUAGUUAUGUGCGGGAGUUUGCAUUCAGCUCUUCAGAUGCUUGCAGCUCCUCCAUAUGCUUUGUCUAUAGAGACAGUGUUUGUCAUUGGAGGUUGUCAGGUUUUUAGAGGAGCCCUCAUUGAACCUAAUUGUGAUGCAAUCCACAUCACUGAAAUAGAGACUCCAUUUGAAUGUGACACAUUCAUGCCUCCCAUAGAUAAAUCUAUAUUUCGGCCUUGGUAUUCAUUAUCACCCUCUGUGGAAAAUGAUAUUCGAUUUUCUUUCUCAACCUAUGUUCGAUUCGGAAACUCUUCUAGUAUGGACACCUUAGUGUCUUCUCAAAGCGUUGACAAUGGAUCUACAACCAAGAAUAUUUAUGAUGGGUUUGAAUCUCGGCGAUAUCAGUUUCUUCCCAAAUUCAUCUUUGAAAGACAUGAGGAGUAUUUUUAUCUUAGGUUGAUACAGGAUAUCAUUUCAAAUGGGAUUGACAAGGGAGAUCGGACAGGAACUGGCACACUGUCAAAGUUUGGUUGUCAGAUGCGCUUUAAUCUACGCAAGUGUUUUCCGCUUCUAACAACAAAGCGAGUUUUCUGGCGUGGAGUGGUUGAGGAACUACUAUGGUUCAUAAGUGGUUCAACAAAUGCAAAGGUUUUGCAAGAAAAGGGAAUACAUAUAUGGGAUGGAAAUGCAUCAAGAGAUUACCUUGAUAGCAUUGGGCUGAAAGAAAGAGAAGAAGGUGAUUUGGGACCAAUAUAUGGAUUUCAGUGGAGGCAUUUUGGAGCUAGGUAUACUGAUAUGCAUGCAGAUUACACUGGCCAAGGCUUUGAUCAACUAGCAGAUGUAAUUCAGAAGAUUAAAUUCAAUCCAGAAGAUCGCCGGAUUAUACUUUCUGCAUGGAACCCUGCAGACCUCAAACUCAUGGCUCUUCCCCCAUGCCACAUGUUUGCUCAGUUUUAUGUGGCCAAAGGGGAAUUGUCAUGUCAAAUGUACCAGCGAUCAUGUGAUAUGGGUCUUGGUGUGCCUUUCAACAUUGCGUCCUAUGCACUAUUAACAUGCAUGAUUGCUCAUGUUUGUGACCUCCUGCCUGGUGAUUUUAUCCAUGUGCUUGGAGAUGCUCAUGUAUAUAAAACUCACGUUGGCCCUCUCUUAGAACAACUUCAGAAUUCACCUAAACCAUUUCCAAUUUUGAAAAUCAACCCAGAAAAGAAGGAUAUUGAUUCUUUUGUUGCAAGCGAUAUCGAGCUUCUUGGAUAUGAUUCCCACAAGAAAAUAGACAUGAAAAUGGCUGUAUAGUUGUGAGAUUGUGAGUAGUGGUUCUUAACUCUAGAAUCAUAAUGAGGUUGAGUUUUAUGUAUUAUUCUGGAUCCAAAAUUGUGUAAUUUCCAAUACUUGACAAUGUGAGCAACAUAAUCAUUUUUUGUAAUUGCACACUUGACAAAGGAGAGGACAAAAUAGGGUUCCUUUAAGAUGCACCAAUGCCUAAAAUUGAUCAUGAAAAGAAUGAUAUGUAUGAGUUGUUGGGUUUUUCUAUUCCAUCUUUAGAAGAUGAUCUGGAACAAGAAGACAAAACAAUAAGAGUUACUUAUUUUUGAUAGCUUAGAAUGCAUGAAGUUAUAUUCAUUUAAUAUGUGAACAUA